This is a messenger RNA of Saccoglossus kowalevskii, 1045 nucleotides long. RefSeq lists its product as uncharacterized. The record is from RefSeq and is a predicted model, not a curated record. Gene Ontology annotation, molecular function: calcium ion binding. Gene Ontology annotation, cellular component: nucleoplasm. NCBI's taxonomy places the organism in Eukaryota, Metazoa, Hemichordata, Enteropneusta, Harrimaniidae.
AUUCAGCACCUAUCUCAUCUAAGGUAAUGCAUGAAGUAAAUGGAGAUGAACCUGUUAUAACUGUUAAUAAGAGUCAAUUUAUGCAUCCAGAGGGGUUAAGCAGUCUGAGGACUUCACUCAAAGACGAAGUGAAGAAAAACCAUGAGAAAUUAAAUACCACCCAUGUUAGUGUUAACAUGUGAUAAAUAUAAGUACAGUCAAGAUAGGCUGAACUCACUAUCUCAUAAUGAUUUUACUGGUCCACCGGAAGGUUUUCGUGCAAUGACUCCACUCCAUGUCAAACCAGCAAGAUACAAUUAUCUGGAUAGUGACAGGACUCCAAAAGCUGAAAUAUCGGAGGCCAGGGAUGUGUACACUAAUCACAACAUUGAUAAUAUCUGUCAAAGAAUAAAUGAAAAUAAAGAGCGAUGCCAAGCUAGAGUGGAUGAUGGUAAAGAAACCCAUUUCUUGUUUGGAUCUGAUGAAAUUGACGCUAAAACUAGUGGCAAUGAUGCAAAAAGUAACAAAAUGCACAGCAGGUGUUAAGAAUAUGCAGGAUGGGAACCACCAACAUUUAAGUGUCAGUAAAAACACUUGUGAUAAUGAUGAUACGUUUGAUUCUGGUCUCAAACAUUUACAAGGACAACUACGAAAUGUGCUCAAUAAAAGGAAUAUCUGUCCUCUUAGUUUGAAUCUGAGACGUGCAUUUUUAAAAUGUGAUGCACAUCAAACUGGUAAAGUGUCCAGAGAUGACAUCAAGACAAUCUGCACCAGAUUGCAACUGAAUCUUUAUGAUGGAUUGCUGGAUAAAAUGAUGGACAGAUGUAAUUCAGAUCAGAAAGGCAAUAUUGAUUACAGUGAAUUUGCACGACAUCUAACUUUACCAGGCCAACCUAUCAGUCUUCCUACACCAGUGGGUACAGCCUCCAUUAUGGGCUAUGAUUAUCGUCCAAUUUAUCAACGAAAUUUUACAGAUGCACAGCUGUUAACAAUGGAUGAGAUGAAGAAGAAAGAGCCAAGGCCGAUGACAUCACAUUUGUUUCAUACUGAUAACACUGCCGGUUAG